AUGUUGGCGACUCAUAAUAAUUUGAAACAAGAAGUGGCGACAACGGACAAUGGUGUAAUAGUGGCUCCAAAUUAUAUACCUCAAGUCAUCGUAACUUCGUCACCAAAUGCUGGAGUUUCGACCAAUGUGGGACCAACGAUGCAACAGUAUGCAUCACCUGAUGAUGAUGGAAUCGAUUGCUCACCAUGCUGUAAUAAUGGUAAUAUCAGGCGAACAUUCCAAAUAAUCUGCCUUGGCCAGGUUUUAUCGAUUUGUCUUUGUGGAACUGGUGUAGCUAGUGAAAUACUUCAAAAACAAGAUAUUCGAACACCAGCUGCGCAAAGUUUCUUGAGUUACUUCUUCUUAUCUUGUGUUUAUAGUACCUUAUUGAUAUGUAGAAAAGACGGGGAAACAUUUUUUUCAAUUUUUCUAAAGCGAGGAUGGAAAUAUUUCAUUUUGUCUUUUUUGGAUGUUCAAGCCAAUUAUAUUAUUGUUUACGCUUAUCAGUUUACGAAUUUGACUAGUAUCCAGUUAUUGGAUUGUGCGACCAUUCCGACAGUUUUAUUGCUUUCUUGUUUGUUUCUUUCGGCCAGAUAUUUGGUUACUCAUAUUAUUGGUGUAAUGGUAUGUUUAAUUGGAAUUGCAAUGUUAAUUUGGGCAGAUGUGCUUGAAGGAAAGGGUCUUUCUGGAGGCUCAAAUAGACUUUUGGGUGAUAUUCUAUGUAUAAUCGGAUCUAUUUUAUAUGCGAUAGGAAAUGUCUGCGAAGAAUAUCUCGUUAAACAAAACAAUAGAAUAGAAUAUCUCGGAAUGGUCAGUCUGUUCAGUUCAAUUAUAUCAGGAAUUCAGCUAGCGAUAACAGAGCAUCGAGAAUUGGCAAAUGUACGAUGGUCUUCUAAAAUAAUCGCCAUUUAUUUGUUAUUUGCUUUUUGCAUGUUCAUCUUUUAUUCACUGGUUACUAUUGUAAUGCAGAAAUCGUCAGCACUUAUGUUCAAUUUAUCCAUUCAAACUGCUGAUUUCUAUACAUUAAUGUUUGGCUUAUUUAAAAAGGAGAUUUUUUAUUUUUUUUCUUUGUUUCAAGCUCUAUAUUUUCUUUCAUUUUUUACGAUUCUUAUUGGUUCAAUCGUUUAUUCGUUUUAUGAAACAGAACGUGGCGAACGUAGUGAAUUUUGUAGAAUUUUUAGUUCAUGCGGUCUAGACUCAGAUGAUGCUAGUACAAACGGAUCGUAUUAUGUAAAAUUUUUUUCCAAGUUUUCAAAAUUUUUAGAUAUAUCCAGAUAG
This is a messenger RNA of Dracunculus medinensis (Guinea worm), 1257 nucleotides long. The record is from the annotation of a GenBank genome assembly. NCBI's taxonomy places the organism in Eukaryota, Metazoa, Nematoda, Chromadorea, Rhabditida, Dracunculidae.